AUGGCUGUUAGGAUCGUGACCUUUCUUUCUGUUUUCCUCAUUUUACUCAUUUAUUCAUCUGCAGGCACAGUUAAGGGUUUUGAUGAUGGCGUGAAUACCAUUUCCUCAAUCCACAAGGGCGGUGUCCGACUAAAUUCAAGGAAGCUCUUGGUGCACGAAUCAGUGUUAGAUUAUGACGAUGCAGGAGCCAACACCAAGCAUGAUCCCAGGAAGGGGAAACCUGGUGGAGGUGGUGGCAAGAACCACUGA
Messenger RNA from Ilex paraguariensis (yerba mate), 249 nucleotides. The record is from the annotation of a GenBank genome assembly. Lineage: Eukaryota; Viridiplantae; Streptophyta; Magnoliopsida; Aquifoliales; Aquifoliaceae.